This is a messenger RNA of Brassica oleracea var. oleracea, 495 nucleotides long. RefSeq lists its product as uncharacterized. Gene Ontology annotation, molecular function: zinc ion binding. The transcript has 3 exons. NCBI's taxonomy places the organism in Eukaryota, Viridiplantae, Streptophyta, Magnoliopsida, Brassicales, Brassicaceae. Bases 1 to 495 code for a protein of 164 amino acids. The record is from RefSeq and is a predicted model, not a curated record.
AUGUCUAGCUCAUCUAACCCUAAUUCCUCGUAUGGUACAGCGAUGAGCCAGAGUUUCAGUCGUCGUAGGGUUGAAAGGGAAAGAGGGUUUCCGGCUUUUUGUAGGAAGUGUGGAGAAGCUGCUGUGAUUUUUACAUCUAAAACCUUGAAAAACCCAGGAAGACUUUUCCAUGGUUGUCCUAAUGGCAGUGAAGAGGAUAAGAAUCAUUUAUUUAAAUGGACGGAUGAAUCUGCGGUUGAAGAAAUUCACGAUAUUAAGAGUUUGUUUGAUGAAAAAAUUGGUCAUUUGGAACUUCAGUCUCAGAGAUGUGAAGAUGUAAUAAGAAGUUAUGACAAAAAGAUUGAAGAUUUGGGUGAUGCUUUAGGUGGAUUGGGGAAAGAGAUGAAAGAGAUGAAAGAAUUGGUUCAAGGAUAUGAGAGAGAUGUGAAGAGCUUGAAGAAGAUAGUAGUUUGUGGGGUUGGAAUGAUGUUAGUGUACUACUAUUUUGCUAUGUAG